UACAAAAGCAAAAGUGGAAUCAGUGUGUAGCAGUAUAUAUCAGCUGAAUUACCGAUUUUAGAAGAUGGCAGUCAUUUGCUUGUCUGCAGUGAUUAUCGUGUUCUUUGCGGAAUGCUUAUCAGCUGCACCAGUUUCCCCUGGAUAUGACAGACCAGAUGAGAACAAAAAUUAUUUUGCAGAGGAAUAUCUGAAGAAUUUUUAUAACUUGAGUUCAGCUGCAAUUAGGGGUAGGAGUCGUAAUCGCUUGGGAGAGAAAAUUAAAGAAAUGCAAGCAUUUCAUGGUCUGAAUGUAACCGGGCAACUGAACAAUGAAACCCUAUCAGAAAUGAUGAAGCCAAGAUGUGGUGUACCAGAUAUAGGAAGAUAUUCUACAUUUAAUGGACAACCUAAAUGGGGAAAGACUGUCAUAACAUACAGGAUUGUGAACUACACACCCGAUAUGCGACAUGCAGAUACAGAACAGCAGAUACAAGAUGCUUUUAAGGUCUGGAGUGAAGUAACACCUUUAACAUUCACCCAAAUUCAAAAUGGAAUUGCUGAUAUCAUGAUCUCCUUUGGCACUCGCUCUCACGGUGACUAUUACCCAUUUGAUGGUCCCAGAGGAACCUUGGCCCAUGCUUUUGCGCCUGGAAAUGGAAUCGGUGGUGAUGCCCAUUUUGAUGAAGAUGAAGUCUGGAGAACUGAUGGAAGAGAUUACAGUUUGUUUCUGGUUGCCGCUCAUGAGUUUGGGCAUUCUCUGGGCCUGGAUCAUUCAAAUAUCAAGUCUGCCUUAAUGUACCCUACAUAUAAGUAUAUAUCAAAGAAACUCUUCAGACUUUCAGAAGAUGACAUAAAAGGAAUACAGCAAAUUUAUGGGAAACGCACAGCUGGGUAAUUUGCUGAAUCGAAAGAAAUGUAAGCUAAGCAACCAAAAAUCGUAAAACUACACAAUGGACAAAAUGAAUGGAUGAGCAACAACUGAAGAAUUCUGGAAGUGGGCUGUGAUUCAGACUUAUUUUUUUAUAUUUACUACUAUUUCUUGUCAAACAAUAGUUUCCUGUAAAGCAGAAUUCCACUCUAAAGACACAAAUGUUUGGAAUGCAAUGUUUAAGCAGUAAAGCACAAAAUUGUUUCAGUCAGUCUGCCAGGAUGUAUUGCAAGCCCUUUGAGGAACGGAGACCUCAGAUUAUUGAUUCAGUCCAGAGUUUAACAUACCAGAAAAAAGUGCUCUCGUGCUGAAAACUGUUUAUAUGUUUAUGUCAAAGUUGGCUUGUUUAGCAAUCUUUACAUAUAAGACUGGAGCAGUACAAUCAUUAAUUGGACUAAUCAUCUAUGAGUCAUCAGAUUAAAUUUGCCAGUUUCUUUA
This is a messenger RNA of Protopterus annectens (West African lungfish), 1345 nucleotides long. Its product is annotated as collagenase 3-like. The record is from RefSeq and is a predicted model, not a curated record. Gene Ontology annotation, cellular component: extracellular matrix. Gene Ontology annotation, molecular function: metalloendopeptidase activity; zinc ion binding. The transcript is spliced from 6 exons. Bases 65 to 874 code for a protein of 269 amino acids. Gene Ontology annotation, biological process: extracellular matrix organization; proteolysis; collagen catabolic process. Lineage: Eukaryota; Metazoa; Chordata; Ceratodontiformes; Protopteridae.